UGUUCUUCUCCUUCCUCCCUGUCCUCUCUGCAACUCCUUGAAAUCUCCACCACCAUUUUCUCUCUCAAAUUAAUUCUCUCUAUCGCACGAUGUCUUUGAUCCAAUUCUCAAUCUCUCCUAUCACUUCUGUUCGCUCCUCGCCCUCCUCCUUCCCCAGCUCCCCAUUGCACCCGAUCGUGUCCUCCUCCGUCACCAAAGACUCAUUCUCUCUUUCUUCUUCUUCUUCUUCUUCUUCUAAGCUGUUAAACUUUAGCUCGAGAAGCAGAUUUUCACUGUCUCUGAAGGAUGAUGUGAAGAGGAACGGUUGGGCUUUCACGGUGAGGUCGAGCUUGGAUACUGUGGGUCCUACAGCUACUGUGGGACAGGUUACUGAGGUCACCAAGGAUACCUUCUGGCCCAUCGUCAAGUCCGCCGGCGAUAAGAUUGUCGUCCUUGACAUGUACACUCAAUGGUGUGGACCUUGUAAAGUGAUAGCUCCCAAAUUUAAAGAUUUGUCAGAGAAGUAUCUUGAUGUUGUCUUCCUAAAGCUUGAUUGCAACCAAGAUAACAAGCCAUUGGCAAAGGAGCUUGGCAUAAGGGUGGUGCCUACUUUCAAGAUUCUCAAGGACAGCAAGAUUGUAAAGGAAGUGACGGGGGCCAAAUUUGAUGAUUUGGUGGUUGCCAUAGAGGCUGUUAGAUCCAGCUGAAUCUCCUUUCUCCUGUAAAAAAAGUAAAAUACUUGAUAAGUACCAAGGACCAAUGGGCGGCUCCAAAAUCUGAAAAAUAAUGAUGUCUGCUUUAAUGUAUCCAUUGAACCUUUUCCCUGGGAAUCCAUAUUGGUUGAGAACAGGUAAAAUGAGAUUAUGUUCUGCUUCAGGGAGAAUAGAAAUGAGGUAUGAAAAAAAAAAUCAUUUUAAUUGUUUCCGUUUCCCUGAAGUAGUAGUAUCCAUGAAAAAAGAAUGAUGUAAAUGCCACUGAAGCUAUUGUGAAUCGAUUUUAAUUAACUGAAUAGAAUUUCUUUUGCA
This is a messenger RNA of Hevea brasiliensis (rubber tree), 1004 nucleotides long. RefSeq names its product thioredoxin F-type, chloroplastic. Bases 90 to 686 code for a protein of 198 amino acids. NCBI's taxonomy places the organism in Eukaryota, Viridiplantae, Streptophyta, Magnoliopsida, Malpighiales, Euphorbiaceae. The record is from RefSeq and is a predicted model, not a curated record. The transcript has 3 exons.